GGGACCCGCCCGCGCCGAUCGCUUCCCCCGCGACCCCGCCACUUGUCAAAAUAACUAAUUGAUUUAUACCCCCAAACAUUAGCCAAGUAGAAAGCGAACUUCACACUUUGAACCCGAGUCCGAAGCAAUUUAUUCAGGAAAGUUUUGACGGAGCGCAAUAACAUGUUGAGAAUUAGUCAACGCUGUGAACUCUCGAUUAAGUUGGUGAUAAGUUUCAAACGUGUGUCGUAGGCGGGAACGGUUGCUCAUGUGCGAUUAGCUAUAAGUCGCCGCUGAGCGGCAAUCUGUCACGGUAAAGUGACAUACGAAUGAGUGAUCGUAAAUAUUAGGCGGUCCUUUGUAGUAUUUCACCGCCAAGUCACGAUGACAUACCCAGCCUAAUGGAUUCUCCUGGUACAAAUAAAAUGGCCCUAAUCUGAAGAAUUGCGGUCGUAUCGUAGACUCUUAAUUAAUUUUGUCUGUGACUUGUCAUUGCCCUUUUCCAUUAUAUAAAUUAGAUACUGCCAAACAUUUUACUUUGAGUACACAACAUUCGUCUGAAGUUCCUUAAUAGCCGUCGUUAAACGCAGCUGAGUACGUUUUAAUCAACACGCUACCGGAAUGGGCCAGACUUGGGCGAAAUCCGUUUUAUUGCUAUCUCUUCUACAUGGCUUCCUCUUCCUCAUUGCUGACUCUGGAACAGAUGCCCCAACAGAGAACACUACAGUAGACAUAUCCUCCCAACGUUUCCGGGCCGAGUUUCUUCAAGAAUGGCAAGGAUCAGCCAAUGCUCCCUACUUCGAUCCUAGCACUCCAAGAAAUAUAACUGGACUAGUUGGACAUCCCGUCAGAUUGUUGUGCCGCGUCAAGAAUUUGCAAAACAGAACGGUGUCAUGGGUGCGUCAUCGCGACAUCCACCUGCUGACGGUAGGUCGCUACACGUACACAUCGGACCAGCGGUUCGAGGCGCAGCACAAGCCGCGCUCCGAGGAGUGGGCGCUGCGCAUCCGCUCCCCGCAGCGGCGAGACUCCGGCCAGUAUGAGUGCCAGAUCUCGACCACGCCACCUAUCGGCCAUGCUGUCUUCCUUAACAUUGUCGAGCCUGAAACAAUGAUUUCAAGUGGCGCCGAGCUGUUUAUCCAAGCUGGUUCCACCAUCAACCUGACGUGUACUGUGCGACAUACUCCCGAACCCCCCACUUCAAUUACUUGGACUCACGCAGAACAGGUCAUAAACUUCGACUCUGCUCGAGGCGGCAUCUCCUUGGUCACCGAGAAAGGAAUGAAAAGCACAAGUCGCCUGCUGGUCCAGCGGGCGAGAGGCGCGGAUGCGGGGCUCUACACGUGCGGGCCAAACAACGCGCCUCCUGCAUCCACUCGAGUUCAUGUUUUGUCUGGUGAACAUCCAGCAGCGAUGCAGCAAGGCUGCGCAAAAUCGUCUCUGGACAGAGUGACAACAAUACUAUGCUGUCUUUUGACAUUCUACUUUCUAAAUAAAUCGUUUUCUGACAUGCAGUUUGGUACUUAAUUAUAUCUUCAUAAUAAAAUUAUGAUUCAUGAUUUCAACAAAAUAAUUUGUUAAUUGAAAUAAAUUAUGUACAAUGUACAUACAUAUAUGCAGUUUUCCAAUAUAUAAGGGUUCUCGUGCUUCGAUUGCAAUUAUAUGUUUUCAUCUGAUUUUUUAACAUAAAUUCUGUUAUUUAUUGUACCACAACCGUAUCAACCCUUCUCGUAUGGAAAUUCAAGUACAAACAUAUUAAUUAUUUACUUUAGAAUUGUGUCCAUGUAAACAUUGCCCCAUCACUAAUCUAAGUACUCUGUAAUUAAACCAUUUUGUGACUGUUAUUAGUGUAAUUUUAUAAGGAAUGUAAAAAUAGUUUAACUAAUAAACACAUCAUCGAAAAAAUAAAUACUUACA
This is a messenger RNA of Leguminivora glycinivorella, 1896 nucleotides long. RefSeq names its product igLON family member 5-like. Lineage: Eukaryota; Metazoa; Arthropoda; Insecta; Lepidoptera; Tortricidae. Gene Ontology annotation, cellular component: neuron projection membrane. Gene Ontology annotation, biological process: synapse organization. The transcript is spliced from 7 exons. The coding region runs from base 601 to 1506 and encodes 301 amino acids. The record is from RefSeq and is a predicted model, not a curated record.